Molecule: messenger RNA, 195 nt
Organism: Eruca vesicaria subsp. sativa (arugula)
Lineage: Eukaryota; Viridiplantae; Streptophyta; Magnoliopsida; Brassicales; Brassicaceae
Source: the annotation of a GenBank genome assembly
AUGGCGGCAGGGAAAGAUUCUAGCUGGGACGAUAUCAAGAACGAAGGCAUCGAUCUCGAGAAAAUACCUAUCGAGGAGGUGUUUACGCAGCUGAGAUGUACAAGAGAAGGACUCACGAGCGACGAAGGCCAUACUCGUCUCGAGAUCUUUGGUCCUAACAAGCUCGAAGAGAAAAAGGCAAAUACCUUUAAAUAA